Molecule: messenger RNA, 5140 nt
Organism: Scatophagus argus
Lineage: Eukaryota; Metazoa; Chordata; Actinopteri; Scatophagidae
Gene: mamdc2a
Product: MAM domain containing 2a
Exons: 14
Coding region: 690-2720 (676 amino acids)
Biological process (GO): nervous system development
Cellular component (GO): membrane
Source: RefSeq, a predicted model, not a curated record
UGGUUGUUCUCAGAAGAUGGAGAGGAGGAUCAGAAGAUUCACUGGCACAGACACAGCUGAUAAACCCAGCAGACUGAUGACAGAGGAGAGAGAGGUCGCUCUGGCAGUGUGGAUAUUCUGCACAAAGGUUGUUCUGUUGGGGAUAUGCAGAGAGUUGAGUUAAAACAGCAUUUGUGGUGGGACACUAACAAGGGUUAGUAUCUCUUUGGGAGAGAGGGGUAAAAAGGUUUCUAUUUCUAUCUUUAAAAUAUUUUGUGUGUAAGUACACUGAGGGAAACUGAAACUUAAAACUCCUUGUAUGUGUACCCACGCAAGUCUGACCGUUUUUUGAGCACAUAUGACUCUGAUGUGUGCUUUAUGUGGUCCAUCUGCUCACCUUUUCACUUUUAAUACAUUUAUACAUAUGUUCACGGUGUCAGGGUGGUUGAGGGGGAAAUUCCUUAAAGGCCCUGAUCCAGUCUGGGUGCGGCCCUGGCUCAUUAAGCAGCAGUAGGCGGAGAGACGCUGCGACCUGGACCGCUGCUUCACCAUCCCGUCAUCCAUUCAUCCACGCGGAUAAACCAUCUCUACAACAUGUGAAAGACAGCCAGUGACGGUUUCGACGAGCAGUUGGUGCUGUAGUCCUCUGAAGAAUUGACGAUCGCAAAACUACAGAGUGAGAUCCCAAAGUCAGUGCAAAGGCGGAUACGAUGAGCCUCACUCUCCGGGUGCUGCUGCUGUGCGGGUUCCUCAGGGCGCAGCAGCAGCUGCUGCCUGGCUCCUGCAACUUUGAGCUGGGCACCUGUGGCUACAAAUCAGACCCAGAGUAUGGCAGCUGGAGCAUGAAUGAGGAAGGGCAUUUGAUAACAGUGGACUCAGCCUUCUUACAUGACCAUGGGCAUGCGGUUCUUGUCAGCCCAGUUCUGGACCAGCAGGACUGGAGCUGUGUGAGACUGGUGUACCAGAUCACUGGACAGGGUUCCCUACAGCUCCAUCUCAGACCAGAUGGUGAUAACUUUGACUACCAGCUGUGGACUGCCAACAAAGACUCUGACAGCUGGCUCAUCGCUAGUGUGGACCUACCCAACACCACAAUCCCUUACCAGAUUUUGCUGGAAGGUCGACCUGAACGUGGCUCAGGGAACAGCGUGGCCAUCUUUGAAAUUCACAUCGUUCCUGGUUACUGCAUAGAGUGUAACUUUGAGGAGCAUCACUUAUGUGGCUAUAGUAACAACUGGAACCCAAAUGUCAACUGGUACGUUGGAGGGAGUGUGGCUAGACAGCCUGAGUCCAACCAGCUCGGAAACAACACCAAUAACCAGAGAGGACAUCACAUGUAUGUGGACUCUGUGUAUGCCAAGCACUUCCAAGAAGUGGCCAAGCUGUCCUCUCCCAUGACUACGGUCCCCAUGGCUGGUUGCCUGUCCUUCUAUUACCACCGAGACCAGGAACGGGGGAACAUCUUUUCAGUUUUCACCAGAGACCAGCUGGGCCACUUUGAGGAGAUCUGGAGGCCAGAAUUAUAUACUACCUCUGGCUGGACUCUGGUCAGCGUUGACAUCAAAGCCCCACAUCCCCUUGAGGUGGUGUUUGAGGUGGCGUUCAACAGUGCCAGAGGCGGAUACGUAGCCGUCGAUGAUAUCUCUUUUUCCCCUGAAUUCUGCCACACUGACACAGAGCCGACCUUUGACCCCUCUAUAGCCAACUGUGACUUUGAGAAUGGGCUGUGUCUGUACUAUCAGGAGAGAGCAGAGAGUAACGCGUGGAGCAGAGUUUCAGUUAAGCCUAAUGCCUACAGAAUAGGGGACCAUACCACAGGAUCAGGCUGUUUCCUCCUGGCAAACACUCGUUUCACUUCAAGGCCUGGUUAUAUAGGUCGGCUUCAUGGUCCCUUUUUACCAGGGAACCACAAAUACUGUGUGAGGUUCUACUACCUGCUCCAUGGAUUUAGGAAAGUUGAUAAUGCUCUAGUUCUUUACAUUUAUGACGAGAACAACGUGGCCCAGGAGAAGGUUUGGAGCCUGACUGACACUUCCAGGUCUAUAUGGACUGAGGUUGAGAUCACCUUCAUGAAGCCCAUGCUUUCCAAGUUAGUGUUUGUCAGCAUAUGUAGGAACUUCUGGGAAUGUGGCCUGGUAGCCAUCGAUGACAUCACUGUCAGCCUGGGGGACUGUCAAAUCACAGCAGGCUCCCUCCCAGGCCAGUGUAACUUUGAAAAUGGAGUUUGCGGCUACCUCCAGGAUAACAAAGAAGACAAGGGCGACUGGCUGCGAGUCCGAGGACAUACCCCCACCUCCUAUACAGGACCUAGAGGAGACCACACUACUGGGGUGGGUUACUUCAUGUACAUCGAGGCGUCACUCAUGCGUCCAGGUCACAGAGCUCGGCUGCUGACCUCUGACCUGCGGGGUUCCACGUCCCCUCAGUGUUUGAUCUUCUACUACCACAUGUAUGGAUCUGGCACUGGGAUACUGAGCGUGCUUCUGCGUCACAGCAGCAGAGAGAAGGACACCAUGCUGUGGAGACGCCGUGGUGAACAGGGCAUCAGCUGGAUGAGGGCAGUGGUGGACUACCACUGUGAUGUCCGACACCAGAUCAUAUUUGAAGCCAUCCGAGGCCCGUCACUACGAAGUGAUAUUGCGAUUGAUGACAUCCGUUUUCAGAGGGGUCCAUGUGAAGAUCCUGGUGACAUCACUCCAUACUCGGGCUUCUCAGAGUAUUUCAAUGAGAUUGAGAAGUGAGGUUGGCGGGAACUCUCUCUGUAUAAAUGCUUGGUAGUUUUUUAGAGUUGGGCUGGAUGGUUUUCAGAAGUAUGAAUGUGAACAACUCACUGAGACAAUUUACAAAGUUGUAGAGCGAUGCUUACCUUAUGUUGCAGCCAGGACCCCCACCACACUGCACUGCUGCCUGUCUUCGCUUUCCAGUCCAGUUUAUUAGUUUAUGUGCUUUAAUCCUCAGUGUUUCCCUGAUCACAGCUUAAGAGAAUGGAAUUGCAUUACACGCAGGGGAAUUGAUGUGAUUUGUGACAACAUUUUCUGAUUCGAUUCCAGAUAGUCGCACCUCAUUCUCAUGACACAGCCCUGUUGACUCUAUGCACAAAAAGCAGUACAAAUAUUUGCCCAGUAUGCUAUAUGUGAAAGAAAAUAGCCAUUUCAGUUACAGAAAAUGAAAGGAGUCCUGAAAGGAAACACAACAUUGUGGAAUGUCUGUGAUGAUGUUUUCUGAGAGGUCCAAGAAGAUUCUUCCUCCAAAGCCUGAUAAUCAUAUACAUUUUAACACUGCAGUGGUCGCAUACGACAGCUUUAUGAGCUCAUAGGUGUACAGUGUGGUCUUGCUCUAGACAUACAGGUAGAAAACAUGUAUAGUGAACUUCAGAGGCCAGAUGUCAAAAGAAAAAAAAAUAGAUAUCUUUUAAAGGUCCAGUGUGAAUUAGUGGAUUUAGUUUCUGAAGAUGAAAGGUAUGGAGGAAAUAGCAAAUUAAAGUCAGCAAAAGGGAGAACAUAUCAAAUACACUCACCCAACAACUGGACGACUACACAUGAUGAAGAAGAAAGAAGGGGAACUAUAACUUAGCAUUUUGAGACAGGCAUUUGUAUUAAAAGACAAAUCCCAUGAAAGGUCAAAGUCAGCCAUGUGUCUCUCUGUGUCUCUCAGUCUGGUGUGCUUUUAACUUUUUGGAUAGCUCGGGCUUUCUGAGUAAGACUGGGAAAGCUGUAUAGAAGUAAAAAUGGCCUGAAACAAAUAUUUGCACACUUUGGUGCAUAGUAGCACUGGGCCUUGACUGCUGCCAUGUAGUUCAUCUGAUGCAAGGUACACAAAGCACACACCCACGCAACAACAGCAUGAAAACAUCAAGAAUCUGCAAGACUGUCCCUGUGUAUCCUGGAGCUGUCAGUAAGUCAGCUUCUUAACCAAAAGAUUGGACAUUGAUUCUGAGAAUUUCAUAUUUAAGAUCUGACAAGCCUUGCAAGCCUUUUGUUUUUGUGCUCGUUCAUUAGCUCUGUUCUGUAUAUAUUUGUUUAUAGUGUAAGUUGUUUGAAUGUAGACAUAGUUUUAGGUCCAAGAGAUGGGGAUGCUUAGCAAUGGACAAGUUUCAAGCUUGAACGCCAGUAUAUACAGUUCUGCUGAUGUUUCAUACAUAUCUAAUCUCAGAAUAUAACUAAGGCUGUGUUGGUUCUUGUUAAUCAGAUUUUACUCCAUAAUUUCACAACUCUUGAGUCCUCUGUCAUGUGCACAUCAGCAUCCUUUCAAGGCAUGGGUUCCGUAAGGUGCUGGAAACCUUUACUAGAGGUUCUAUCCAUGCUGGCUCCUUAACAUCACACAGUUCCAGCAGCGUUUUAAGCCACACGUGUUACAACUGGUGAGCUGUGAUUCUACUGUAGAUGUACUGUACACCGCUGCCUUGGUCUCCCUGUUUAGCCUGAUAACCAAGCCGAAUUUCCAUUUUGAUUAAAUUCUUGAAAAUAUCUGAAAUGUGGGCAGUGAGUCAGUGCUAGCUUUUCUACUGGCCUCUCUACUUCUUGUUUGUCUGUUUACCUGUUCUUGUAGACCCUAUAGUUCAUGAAGCUAUUGUAACUGAGAUGCUGGAGCCUUCAUGUUAGGCACCAGUAAACACAGAUCACACUUUUGCCCCUGUGGUUUAACAUGAGUAAGGAGGUCAUGAUUUCUGCACAGAGACAUUGCUGUUGAGCUUUUCAAAUGUAUUUUUUGGUGCUUUGAGCACCACAAGUGAAGUGCCAUCUAGUUCUAUCAUUUUCAAGAGAAGGCAGACAUUUGUACAGUGGAUAUCUAAAAGAGCAAACAAACAAGACAACACACGCCAAAACAAUCUAGAUGGAUAAAUAGCACUACAGGCAAGCGGGAAAAUAUGUUUAUUUGAUUUGGGGUGAACUGUGCUUUAUAGUGUGUUUUUAUUCAAAUAUGUUUAUAUUUUUACUGAAGUAAAAACUUAAAUGUAAGACUGCAUGUAAUUGAGUAUUUCUACACUGUUGUAUUGCUGCUUUUACUGAAGCACAAGAUCUAAGUACUUUUUUCACCUCUGCUUGAUUAGAUCAGAUUAAUGGUUUUUCACCAUCACAUCUCAGUGCUUCUUGUUACUGAUACACACAGCUAGUGUUCACAAAAUGGAGCAGCAUCUUAAUACUAUAUCAUUCAAAUCAAA